CAGCUGGUCUUCGCUCAGAAGCCAAAAUUGGAUUCAUUUGCGAUUUCUGAAAAUUGCAUUAUUCUCGAUCUAUUUAAAAGUCAAAUACUGACGUCUUUGAUACUUUUUAAUAAAAGAGUUUUCAAGUACGGCAGCCGAACAUUGUCUAUGAGUGUAAGUAACUUAUCCAGUGCGUGAUGCGGACAGUCAACAGCGGACAGACCUGGCCAGUGUAGCUUGUAUUUUGUGGAUUUUCGAUUUCGUUCACUACGGCGAGUUUCGCGGUGUCAGCUCGACUUACCUUGUGUAUUUCGCGUCGAUUUCCGAUACUGAGCGCAUUAUCAUCCUUAUAUUCUGGAUCCUUAUGCGCAGGAGAAACGAAGAGUCCUGCAGCAAACAGAUCGCCGUUGUUUUUCGUUAACAGUCGGAAAUUGUCCUUCGAGAUGGCUGGACGCGGACGGCCAGAGUAUCAGGCCCCGCCAGAAAUCUUUUACAAUGACGACGAAGCCAGAAAGUAUACUUCCAACUCGCGUAUUAUGGGAAUUCAGGUGGAACUAGCGGAACGCGCUCUUGAAUUGCUCAGUUUGCCGGAAGGCAAUCCGUGUUAUCUGCUGGAUUUGGGCUGUGGAUCUGGUCUGAGCGGAGAAACCAUAACGAAUGCGGGCCAUUUUUGGGUUGGCAUGGAUAUCAGUUCCAGCAUGUUGGAUGUUGCCAGAGAACGAGAAGUGGACGGAGAUCUAAUUCUCAGUGAUCUCGGCGAAGGUCUUCCUUUCCGUCCUGGGAGUUUUGAUGGGGCGAUAAGCAUUUCGGCGUUACAGUGGCUGUGCAAUGCCGACAAAAAAGAGCACAUCCCUUCGAAACGGUUAUUCGCCUUUUUCUCAUCGUUAUACGCAUGCUUGAGCCGUGGAUCAAAAGCAGUCUUUCAGUUCUAUCCCGAAAAUAGCGCCCAGGUUGAAUUAAUAACGCAACAGUCCAUGCGAGCUGGUUUUACUGGAGGCUUGGUUGUGGAUUAUCCGAACAGUGCUCGAGCCAAAAAAAUGUAUUUAGUCCUAUUUACCGGUGGUGUCAAUCCCACUCUUCCGAAGGGCUUGGAUGGAGCCGGUGAAAAGCCCGUUAGUAACAGAUCUGGACACGGAGAUUCACGACCGUCCAAGCCACAGAAAAAUACACGAGAAUGGAUUUUAGCCAAGAAAGACCGGAGACGAAGACAAGGACGAGAUGUCAGACCUGACACGAAGUAUACCGGCAGACAUCGCCAGGGACACUUUUAAGCUUUUAGCUACUCUUUUCCAAGUCGUUGUCUGCUCUCUUUUAUUUUAAUGAACUUGAACCCGACUGAAUGAAAUAAAGCGCUGUGGUCUCCAUGAACCAUGAUUCGCAAAAAGCAUCAAAGCCGAACAUAUUAAAUUUUGGUUUCCAUAAUAACUUAGGCGCAAGAGACUAAUGUCGAACCAUUCGUAAAGAGCUGAAUACUUUCGACUCCGGUACAAAAUUAGAAUAAUCGAGAAAAAGAAAAACAAA
Paramacrobiotus metropolitanus is the source of this 1500-nucleotide messenger RNA. Its product is annotated as probable 18S rRNA (guanine-N(7))-methyltransferase. The record is from RefSeq and is a predicted model, not a curated record. The coding region runs from base 423 to 1250 and encodes 275 amino acids. The transcript is spliced from 11 exons. Gene Ontology annotation, cellular component: nucleolus. NCBI's taxonomy places the organism in Eukaryota, Metazoa, Tardigrada, Eutardigrada, Parachela, Macrobiotidae. Gene Ontology annotation, biological process: rRNA (guanine-N7)-methylation. Gene Ontology annotation, molecular function: rRNA (guanine) methyltransferase activity.